GUCAAGAUUGAAUGUCAACCAAGCGGUGAUAUAAAAUUCUGCAAAAAAACAGUCAAAUCAAAACUUUAACAAAAUAUUUGUUUAUAUUAUUUUUGUUUAAAUCACCCAUACAAAAAAUCAAUAUUUACUAAGUAAAUUAUUUAGAAUGUCGGACAACGAGGACGAUUUUAUGUGUGAUGAUGAGGAAGAUUAUGGUUUGGAAUAUUCAGAAGAUAGUAACUCAGAGCCCGAUGUCGAUUUGGAAAACCAAUACUACAAUAGUAAAGCCCUCAAAGAAGACGAACCAGCUGCUGCUCUUGCAUCAUUUCAAAAAGUGCUAGAUUUGGAAAGUGGGGAAAAGGGUGAAUGGGGCUUCAAAGCUUUAAAACAGAUGAUUAAAAUAAAUUUCAAACUGGGUAACUUUGAAGAAAUGAUGGCCAGAUACAAGCAACUUUUGACCUACAUUAAAAGUGCUGUUACCAGAAAUCAUAGUGAAAAGUCUAUAAAUUCCAUCUUGGAUUAUAUUUCUACUUCUCGGAAUGUAGAUUCUCGCGUGUCCAAAUAUUUGAGACAGAUGGAGCUUCUCCAGAAUUUCUACGAAACCACCCUAGAAGCUUUAAAAGACGCCAAAAACGAUCGUUUGUGGUUCAAAACCAACACGAAACUGGGUAAACUCUAUUAUGACAGAGGAGACUUCAAUAAAUUAGCCAAAAUUUUGAAACAGCUUCAUCAGUCUUGUCAAACAGACGACGGCGAAGAUGAUCUCAAAAAGGGUACCCAGCUGCUUGAAAUCUACGCCUUGGAAAUUCAGAUGUAUACAGCUCAGAAAAACAAUAAAAAACUGAAGACGUUGUACGAACAAUCAUUGCAUAUUAAGUCAGCGAUACCGCAUCCUUUGAUUAUGGGCGUUAUUAGAGAGUGCGGUGGAAAAAUGCAUCUAAGAGAAGGCGAAUUCGAAAAAGCUCACACAGAUUUUUUUGAGGCCUUUAAAAAUUACGACGAGUCUGGCAGUCCUAGACGUACUACGUGCCUGAAAUAUUUGGUUUUGGCGAAUAUGUUGAUGAAAUCUGGUAUUAAUCCCUUCGAUUCGCAAGAGGCGAAGCCUUACAAGAAUGAUCCAGAAAUUCUGGCCAUGACCAAUUUAGUCAAUGCUUACCAAAAUAAUGAUAUCAAUGAAUUUGAACAUAUAUUGAAGCAAAAUAGGCAAAAUAUUAUGGACGAUCCAUUUAUUAGAGAACAUAUUGAAGAUUUAUUACGCAAUAUCAGAACUCAGGUACUAAUUAAGUUAAUAAAACCCUACACGAGGAUACAAAUACCGUUUAUUUCUACGGAGCUGAAUAUCGACGUUUCGGAAGUAGAAAGCCUCUUAGUCUCAUGUAUAUUAGAUAACACGAUUCAAGGUCGGAUAGAUCAAGUCAAUCAGGUGCUGUUCUUGGAAAGAGCAACAAUAAAUCAAGCGAGAUACAGCGCACUGGACCGCUGGGCCAAUCAACUGAACUCGCUCCAUUCAUCCAUUAUCAACAAAAUGGCGUAAAUCGAGAAUAAUAUAGAAACAGAUAUAUUAUGUUGAAGUGAUAGCGCUUUGCGCCUUUUUAAAGAUUUUUAAAAGUAAAAAUUUUUGUUGUGUUGAAUGAAUUUUAUAAAGUAACAUCGAUUAUUAAAUUUUCAUUUGUCUGAAAUUUUCUGUUUUGAGAACAAAGAGUGUCGAUUUUGGUCAGUUUCUUUUUAUUUUUAUUUUAUUUUCAUGAUGCGCUUUUUCAAGCUAUGAACAUACAGCCUGUCUCAAAUACUUUCAAGAAUGCAGAUAACGGAAAUUAUUAUUUAGAAACAUGAAAAGUAUCAACUUCUAUAUCCUACUUCUCUUUUCUAAUGUCAUUGUCAGUUUCUUUAUUUUUCAGUGAUCGAGCCAUUGUACUCUUUGUUUUAACUAUAUCUAUUUUCACUAUUUUGUAAAUAUAAAUUUCCCAAUUGUUCUUCUAUUAUUCUUUAGUUCUGUUUUAUUUCCUACAAUGGUUUUUCGAACUAUUUUAAUAUUUGUUUUAACUAUAUAUAUUUUCACUAUUUUGUAAAUAUACAUUUCGCGAUGGUUCUUGUAUCAUGCUUUUGUUUUGUUUUCUUUCCUUUCAACGGUAUUUAUUAUCUCCCUGCUAAGCCAGGUAGGAGAUAAAUACAAGAAUCAUUGCAUUAUACAUUUUUUAGUCUGUAGUUACACAUACACUGUGACCCAUUUAAGAUGGAUCACACAAAUCUUCAAUAAUUAAGCUUCAUUUUCAAGGCAUGCAAAAAUAACUACACUAGAUUCCCCGUGGUCUUAAAAUGGUUUCAUACUAAAUUUCGGUAAAAAGUUAAAAGAAAAUGAAGUCCACACUGGAAAAACGAUGAAGGUCCAAAAACAAAAAAUGGUCAGAAAUGAGGUUUUUCUUUGAAACCUUAACGUACUAUUAUUUUUUGAGCAAAUAGUAAAUUUCGGAACAAGAUGUUUAGAUACAUGUCUUUAUUUAUGUUUUGUGGAUUUUUUUUGGUGUGUGACCUUCCGGUUUAGAAAUACCACUCUAAAAGUGAGUCAACGAUCUGCUAUUUCAGGGAGAAACGUUGAAAGUCCAAACAUUAAAGAGGUUCUCAACUUUAAAAUAGUCAUGUUCAUCUGAGAUAAUAAACAAGGAGUCAAUUUUUGUUAAAGGUUAUUUAUUGUUACUAAAAACGACAUUAAGAAACAAUAAUUAAGCUUUUUUUCUUAUGUGGUAGACGGAGCAGAACAUUUUUCCAGUCAUCUAUGUUUUUUCCUUAGAUAAAGCUGGUGUUAAACUUUAAAAAAAUAUAGAAUUUAAAUAUGUACGAACAGCCUUUUUCUCAUUUAUUUACCUUUGAGUUUAUUUUUCAGUUCCACUCAUUUUUUACGAGGUAGACCAACCAGCCAAUUUUUCGACUCUUCACUACAGUACUUGGACAGCUUCUGGGUGUCUUUGUAUUUUUAUUAGAGAAAAAUAUGCAAAUUUAAAAUGUGUAUGAUGAAACUUUUUCCAAUUUUUACCUUUAUAUAAAUUAUCCGGAAGCUUGAAUUCACCGGUGUUGUUUGGCUUGAAUGGUUUCCCCACGAUAUCUGCCGACUCCCAUGCGCCAUUGUAUGUAUUGCGAUAAAAUGCCAGUCUGGGAUGCUCAGCAGAGAACUAUAUCUCUCUUAAUGGUCUGAUAGGAAAAGUACAUUUCUUCAAAUACAGUGGUUGAAGAUGCUUAGUCCAAGAACGGAAGUAGUUUUGUUGUACGUCUAAAACAAACGAUGUUGGCUUCGCUCUUGAUGAAUAUAUCACUGCAUUCAUCGCUCUCCAUAUGUCCGCGAAUUAGAAACGUAACUUUGACGUCUUCUAGCUUUUUUUCAUAAUGAAUAAUAUGGUGCAAUAAUCUAAAAACUGUAGUUUUUAUGCUGUCCACCACAAAAAUCGCAGAAUAUCUCAAGACGUUUGAUAUUGACUGGCAAAAAGUUGUAAAUGAAGUGAUGUAAGAGGGAGCACACAUUGUCGUUUCCUUUUUUCCCACUGUAGGAAUAGAAAAUACUUUGUUGGUUUGAAAGUACAUGAACAUUGAACAAGUAUAAUGACAGCUGUCGGCUGUAAUAAACGUCAUUCGUUGAAAUAUUUGGAAUAGGCAGAUUUUUGGAGUAGUCCAUACAAAUGGCUUUCACGUUGUCGUGAAGCCUGGCUGAUCUUUUAGAAGCACGUUUUCUAUUGUAAAAUGUAUUAGCUCUUGAUAGAUGUACUUUCUUUUCUGUCUCAAACUUUUUUAUUUCUGUUAAGAGUUUUGCUUUUUCAUGUUCUUGUGCUUUAGCUUCUUUAGACUCCAAGGUUUUCAGGGCAACAGCAGUUUCGUCCGAUCUUGGGUAGCCAAAACCAAUAUUGAAUUUUUCAUUGAAAAUUUCUCUGUACCUAUUAUACGAUAUUUUCACCUGCGGAAACUUAAUCUUGAAUAAAUCGUAAAUUUUUGCCACGUUUAGUUCUUCAGAAAAAUAAGUUCUAGAAGACUUUCCCAAACUAUAAUGGCUUGAUCUAUAACGGAAUGAUGAAAUGUGUUGACAAACUUUAUUGACUGUUUCAUUUGUGACCUUGUGUGGUCUAUUUCUGUGCCUGCCUCUGCCAUCUUUCUUAACACUUCCGGAAUCUUUCAAACUUGUUUGUAUACUUUGUAUUCUACGUGACGUUAUUCCAUGCAGAGAUAAAAAGCUUUGUAGCAUACCUGCGUAUCUACGAUAUUCUCUAAGUUGCAUCGCACUCUAUAGGCAUAUGAAGCAUCGUUAAAUCUUGAAACUUCACUCUCUGCACAUCUAGGCCUUCGCUUUUUUACAGGCACAACAUUUAUGAGGCCAGCAAGGUAAGAAUUCUGUUCAUCCAAUGUCUCCAGUUGAUUGAAAUAUCUAAGUAUGUUCCUUCUUUCUGUUUCCCUGAUUUUCGAGAAGCACUUAAAUCGUUUACAUUGACAAUCUACACCAAUUUCAUGGCUUUGAACUCUUAAGUUUCUUUGCCAACGUCUGUUAUUCUCCCGAAGCUUUUACGUUUUCUUGUUUUUCCCUCCAUGUUGCACACAAUAUGACGAAAAACACCGAAUAAACGUAUGGAAACGUUCAUUUGCAACCGCUUUAAUUCACAGAUGAUUGUAAACUGCGUCGGAGGCCGAAGAGCGUCCUAAUAAUUUCAACCGGUGCUCUUCGUAGGAACUGGACUAUCUUCGUUCUUUCCCGUUUUUUGCUAGUGCAUAGACACUUUAAACGCUGAUUCUCUGCGACUGCUAUCAUUAUUUCCGUUUCUAAUAGUGGCAAAUGAUAAAGCUGCCCAAGAUGUAUAAUAAUCCGUAAAAAUCUUAUUUUGAGAAAAAAUGAACCUUCAUCGUUUUUCCCGUGUGGUCUUCAUUUUUUUUUUUUUUUUAAUUUAAUUCAGUUCCCAGAAUCGACACAAAUGGUCGAAUAUCCUCCCUUGGCAAGUUUAAAUCCAAAUAUGCCACCCUUCAGUUGGUGGUAGUUAGGUUGUUUUUAAAAUAAUCUACCACACUGUGGCCGUUGGCAAUUCUUGUUAAUGCAUUAUUUUUAAAACAUAUUUUUCUACUGCUCCAGUUUUAUUAAAUGCUUCGUUAAUAUUGUAAGUUGUCGAUUCGAAUGUCUGCUAUUUCUCUUUCACUUCAAUCAUGUCUCCAGAAAUGAGUAUAAUUUCAAAUUUUUCCUGUAAUUCAGCAGGCAUUGUCUUUUCUCAAAACUAAAUACACCUAAAUAAUUACAAGUCUAAUUCAUUGCCUAUUUGAUUCAUUAAUUUAAUUUGUGGCAUCAUUUACAAAGUAUCCAGCGGUGUUGAAAUUUUUUUGGCUUAAAUUAAAAAACUAUUAUAAUUUUUUUAAUUAUUACGAAAUUU
Psylliodes chrysocephalus is the source of this 5369-nucleotide messenger RNA. Lineage: Eukaryota; Metazoa; Arthropoda; Insecta; Coleoptera; Chrysomelidae. The record is from the annotation of a GenBank genome assembly.